Molecule: messenger RNA, 3008 nt
Organism: Harmonia axyridis
Lineage: Eukaryota; Metazoa; Arthropoda; Insecta; Coleoptera; Coccinellidae
Product: collagen alpha chain CG42342
Exons: 28
Coding region: 326-2572 (748 amino acids)
Source: RefSeq, a predicted model, not a curated record
UGUCCGAAAGUUAGAACUCCGAAGCGCGCUCGCCGACAUACUUCAGUCGAGCCGUGUCAGGCACAGCGUCGAUACUGUACGUAACUUGGGCGUCCCUUUCGGCACUUUAAAAACACGCACAAUUGUCCCCGACAUAACUCAUCGGAUGACAAGCGGAGAUCGACCGGAAACCCAAUUCAAUCGUCCUUAAUUAGGCUAUUCAAACGGUGAAAAUAAAAACUUUCCCCGAUGAGGUCCUCUUGUUGACAGCCGGUCGUGGUCGGGCAUGGUGAAAAUCCACGUGGUACCUAGUUAGAUUUUCCACGAUCGCUUAGAUGUUCAGCGGAUGUUCUUGCACGAGAAAAAGUGGGUGACAAUGGGCGCAGAGUCACCGACGGCUGUCGCCGAAAAGACUACGAUUGACCCUUGUCAAAGUAAAAAAGAACCGAUAAACCUGGUGUUGUUGGUGGUGUGUGUGUUGUGUAUUUCUUGUAGUGUUUACAAUGCAUGGCGACAGGCGCAUUUUGAGGCGAAAUUGCGAAAUUUGGAGGAGAGGGUCUUCACCAUGGAGACACCGCAAUCUUUCGAAGUUAUGGCCAGUAGGAUAAGGAGGGAAACUUUUUCCCAGAUUAAUAGGAGGAUCAGGAGGGAUUCGUACUCGGGCGGUAUUUUGAAUGACUUCAUGAGGUCGGCGAGGGAUGCACCGGAAUGUAUUUGUCCUGCAGGUCCUCCAGGACCCCCAGGUCCCUCAGGUCCUCCUGGCAAGCGUGGGAGGAAGGGUAAGAAAGGAGAUGUUGGUGAAGCAGGAGCAGCGGGUCCUGCCGGAACACCAGGCAAAAACGGAUUUCCGGGAGACAAGGGCCAAAAAGGCGAAAUGGGAUACAUGGGUUCAAAAGGAGUGCGUGGCUAUCCUGGAUUUCCGGGCCCAAUUGGUUUAGAUGGCCCAAAGGGUGAUGCAGGUCGACCUGGAGAAAAAGGUCAAAAAGGGGAAUCAGGUAGUGCAGGAAUAGAUGUUCUCCAAGCAGUGAAGCCUGGAAGGGGACUGAAAAGAUCUGUAACUACUCUUCGGGGUGGAACUCUUGGCUAUGCGGAGAUUGUUGCUGUCAAGGGACUGCAAGAAAGAGGCCAUAACAUAAGCGGUGAAACAAUCAUCACGUUGAAAGGAGAGCCUGGAGAACCUGGACCACCGGGACCACCAGGUCCUCCUGGACCUGAAGGAUUAGCCGGACACGACGGAAGACAGGGUAUGCCUGGUGAAAUGGGUCCACCAGGAGAUAAAGGCGAGCCUGGACCUGUAGGUCCUAUUGGACCACCAGGUAUAGACGGAGUGCAGGGACCAAAGGGCGAUAAAGGAGACAAAGGUGAACGUGGUUUGACAACGACAUUGACUGGGGAUCAGUUUCCAACAGGCAUCAUAGAAGGACCCCCAGGACCUCCUGGACCUCCAGGUGAGAAAGGCGAAGCCGGUCCAAUAGGUCCUCCGGGAUCACCUGGGGAGAAGGGAGCCCGAGGCAGACGUGGAAAACGGGGUCGAGAUGGAGAUGUUCUGAGUCGAGGUCCUCCUGGUUUACCUGGGCAUAGAGGCUUACCAGGCCCCAAAGGGGAUAGGGGCUUUAUUGGUCUAACUGGCUUCCCAGGUCCCAAAGGUGACAUGGGAGUAGCAGGCCCUGUAGGAGAAUCAGGAAUUAAUGGGGAACAGGGUCCUCAAGGCCCUCCUGGGUUACCUGGUAUGACUGGAACAAAAGGAGAAAAGGGUGAUUAUGGGGAUAUAGGACCACCAGGUCUGAUGGGUCCUCCUGGUCUUCCAGGACCUCCAGGAUAUCCUGGCCAGAAAGGCGAAAAAGGAGAAAAGGGAGACUCGAAAUACAAGAAGUUACGAAGAAGACAGUUCCAGGGAGAUGCUACUGCAGAAUUCUAUGGGGGUGGUGAUAUGAUUAUUGGUCCUCCAGGACCUCCCGGUGAACCUGGAAUACCAGGACUUCAAGGACCUCCAGGAAUAAAAGGUGAUCGAGGCUUGGAUGGCAUUAAGGGAGAACCAGGUGAAAAAGGAACAAGAGGAGAUCCAGGUCCCAUGGGUUUACCGGGUCCCAUGGGUUUAAGAGGUGAAGAUGGACGACCAGGUGGUUAUGGAAAACCAGGGGUUGCGGGUCCUCCAGGUCUAGAUGGAAUGAAAGGGGCACAGGGAGAACCUGGAAACAAAGGGGAAAGAGGGGAUCCUGGACUACCGGGAACAGAUGGUAUACCAGGGCAAGAGGGGCCAAAAGGUGAUAAAGGUGGAAAAGGAGAUCCUGGUCCCUUAGGCAAACGGGGAAGAAAAGGAGACAAGGGAGAUAAAGGUGAUCAAGGAGUUCCAGGUUUAGAUGCUCCUUGUCCAUUAGGAGCUGAUGGUUUACCACUACCAGGAUGUGGAUGGAGACCACCUAAGGAUAUACUUGGUCAUCACCCAUCCCCAUCACCUGUUCCUAGUUCUUCAGACUUCGACACAGAUGAUGGUGUAGAAGAAGAUACCGAAGAUUACGAAGAACCAGAAGAAGAGUAUGAGUAUCCUGAUCAAAUGAACUCAGCACUGCCGAUCUCUGCCUCCAAUAUUUAACAAGUUUUUUUUUUUUCUAAUAGUUCCCAACAAACUAACUUUAGGUGAACUGAGCAUAUACUCUACUGAGAAAAUUUCCAUACAAGUACUUAUUUUGUGAUAAGUGAUGUGUUGUGUAAAUAAUUGAUGAACAGAUUAGGACUGACUUUUCGUUAAGGUAUAACUCCACAAAACAAACGAAUUUUUGAUAACCUGAAAAUAGAUCUAUGUUCCUGCGAUUUUAAUGCCAUAUAUUGUUAAGUAUUUGUACAUAACUUAGAUAAUAUCAUUUGUAUAUUUUUCUGAAUAUUCAAUUGAGCUGUAUGUCAACAGCAAUGAAACUUAUUUUUUUUUACUUUAGCUCAUGUCCUUCCUGUCUCUACAUUGAAUUUGUUUCUACUCAUCUCAUUCACUGUUAUUGUUACAAUAGGAAGAAAUAAAAUUACUAUUCAUCCAU